Molecule: messenger RNA, 2188 nt
Organism: Schizophyllum commune H4-8
Lineage: Eukaryota; Fungi; Basidiomycota; Agaricomycetes; Agaricales; Schizophyllaceae
Product: cytochrome P450
Exons: 14
Coding region: 219-2051 (610 amino acids)
Molecular function (GO): monooxygenase activity; oxidoreductase activity, acting on paired donors, with incorporation or reduction of molecular oxygen; heme binding
Source: RefSeq, a predicted model, not a curated record
GCGAACUUCCUCAUGUUGAUUCGCUCGCAGCCGCUCAGGUGCCUGCUCAACGGCCUAUACAGAAGGCUGUGCGGGGCAGGUCAGCUGCAAUGCGCUGUCUUGCGCGGUCGCACGGAUGCGACUAAUGUUCGGCUGAUAAGCGUGACCAUGGGUUCCGGCGCUCCACCCUAUAAACCUCGCAACGAGUCGGUCAGUGGUUCUUGACCACCACACUCACCAUGGCAGUCAUCACACCGGGAAUUGACUUCAUCGCGCGCAAUGCUUUCUUUGCUUCUUGUCGCGCAGGACUCGCUGGUGCCAUCCUACGUCUGCUCGCAUCCUCCCUGCACUUGCAUCUGGCCAAGUGGCAGUUGAUUCUGGCCGCAGUCUUGUCAUCGCCUACGCUAGCAAUUGCUUCGAACGUCGUCUAUGGCAUCCGCAUCAGACGACGUGCAGCAGCUUUGGGGGCACGGCCUAUGCCCGAAGUCCGCACCAAACUUCCUGGAAACUUGGAUUUCCUGCAGCGCAACUUGGUUCUCAUUCGCGAGGGCUAUCCAGGGGAUGGACUCAAUGAACUUGUCGAUCAGUAUGGGCCUACGUUCAACGUGAAUGUCCUGUGGCAACGGCAGUACUUCACGAUAUGUCCGGAACAUAUCAAGCUCAUUCUCGCCACCGACUUCGCAAAUUAUGAGAAGGGUCCGAGAUUCAGGUUUAACAUGCGCUCCGUCCUCGGUACAGGCGUCUUCAACUCGGAUGGCGACAUGUGGAAAUUCCACCGCUCCAUGACGCGCCCCUUCUUCACCCGUGACCGCAUCAGCCACUUCGCGCUCUUCGACAGACACGCCGAAGAAGCCAUCGCCCUCGUCAAGCAGCGCCUCCGGGAGGGCCACCCGGUCGACUUCGCCGACUUGUUCUCGAAGUUCACGAUGGACUCCGCCACCGAGUUCCUCUUCGGGAUGAACGUGCAUAGUCUGUCGGGUGGGCUGGCGUAUCCGUACUACGUGGUGCGUCCUUGGCAUCCCGAGGCAGCCGCCGCCAAUGCCUUCGCUGAAGCCUUUCAGAAUUGUCUCUUCGCUGUCGCAAGGCGCGAAUUUGUAGGCAAGUUGUGGCCUCUAGGCGAGAUAUGGCAGGAUAACACCACGAAGCCCAUGAAGAUUGUCAACUCGUACAUCGAACCUAUCGUCCAUGCGGCCAUUCAGCGCGAAGAGGAGCGCAAGAAGGCCCGCGCUCCUAGUGCGGACGUCAAGACGCAGCAGGUGGCAAUGGAGGAGAGCAAAGACGUCGAAGACGACGACACGCUUCUGAGCCAUCUCGUGAAGAUGACCUCCGAUCCUACCGUCUUGAAGGACGAGACGCUGAACAUCAUGAUUGCCGGCCGCGACACGACCGCAGGCACCUUGUCUUUCAUCCUAUACUUCCUCACGCAGUAUCCAACGGCCCUUUCCCGCCUCCGCGAAGAGGUCCUCACCGUCGUCGGCCCUCACCGCACGCCGACAUACGAGGACAUCCGCGAGAUGAAGUUCAUGCGCGCGGUCAUCAACGAGACGCUCCGGCUCUAUCCUAUUGUGCCCUUCAAUACGCGGGAGUCUAUCAAGGAGACGAUCUGGCCUUCGCCGGAUCCCAAUUUGCCGCCCAUCUACAUUCCAGCGGGCACGGAGACCCCGUACUCUGUCUUCAUGAUGCAUCGUCGCAAAGACCUCUGGGGCUCUGAUGCUGAGGAAUUCGACCCCGACCGCUGGCUCGACGAGCGGGUGCAUCAGUACCUGGGCCACACCUUCGCUUUCCUUCCCUUCAACGCGGGGCCUCGAAUUUGCCUUGGGCAGCAGUUCGCCUACAACGAGAUGUCGUACAUGAUGGUCAAGCUCCUCCAGCACUUCUCCGACUUCGAGCUCGUGCCCGAGGCUACCCCGCCCGAUAUGCGUCCCACGCCCGGGUGGGCCCACGCGAGGGGGGCGGAUGGUAGUGUUCCCCGUAAGGCAAGGGAGAAGUUCUUCCCGAAGAAGCACCUGACGAUAUACGCGGGUGGGGGGAUCUGGGUGCGGGCGAAGGAGGCGGUGACGACGCCGGCGUAGGGUUGUACUUCUUGAUGAAGACGCGACGAAGAUGAAGGAGUCAAUGUGAAUACCACAUUGUAUUUGUAUCCGAUUAGCUUUGGUUAUGCAUAUGAUGGGUGUACCUGGUGCGAGGCUAGUUAGGGCUCAUGGCUAGG